CAGGGCGAAUAAAGAGGUAUUCUCCAAUAGGAUCUUGGAUCUGCGUCGCGCGUGCUCCGAGGAGUGAGUCGAGGCUUUGGUUGGUCGGAGCUGGUGUCUUUGGGAAGAUGGCGGCGGCGACCGCAGCGGUGACACCGGGGCCCGGCUGCGCGAGUGCGGAUUUCUCCGACCUACGUCAGAUUAAGAAGCAGCUGCUAGACGUGGCGGAACGGAGCCGGGAACGUGGCCUGCAGCAUAGUGGGAAAUGGGCCUCAGAGCUGGCUUUUGCCCUGGACCCUCUGCCCUUCGGUGAGCUGCCUCCUGCACCUGCGCUCACAGAGGAAGAUGCUUGUGACUUGGAUGCUUACACCCUUGCUAAAUCUUACUUUGACCUGAAAGAAUAUGACAGGGCUGCUUACUUUCUCCGUGGCUGCAAGAGCCAGAAGGCCUACUUCCUGUAUAUGUACUCCAGAUACCUGUCAGGUGAAAAAAAGAAGGAUGAUGAGACAGUGGAUAGUCUGGGUCCAUUGGAGAAGGGGCAGGUGAAGAAUGAAGUUCUAAGAGAGCUACGGGUAGAGCUUAGCAAGCAACGCAAAGCUCGAGAGCUGGAUGGAUUUGGCCUUUAUCUGUAUGGAGUUGUAUUGCGAAAGCUGGACCUAGUGAAAGAGGCCAUUGAUGUGUUUGUUGAAGCUACCCAUGUUUUGCCAUUGCACUGGGGGGCCUGGUUGGAGCUGUGUAACUUGAUCACAGACAAAGAAAUGCUGAAGUUCCUGUCCUUGCCAGAUACCUGGAUGAAGGAGUUCUUCCUGGCUCACAUCUACACAGAGCUGCAGCUGAUAGAUGAGGCUUUGCAGAAGUACCAGAGUCUUAUUGAUGCAGGAUUUUCCAAGAGUACCUACAUUAUCUCUCAGAUUGCAGUGGCCUAUCACAAUAUCCGAGAUAUUGAUAAAGCUUUGUCCAUCUUCAAUGAACUAAGAAAACAGGAUCCUUACAGGAUAGAAAAUAUGGACACCUUCUCUAAUCUGCUGUAUGUCAGGAGUAUGAAACCUGAACUGAGCUAUUUGGCUCACAACCUAUGUGAGAUUGACAAGUACCGUGUUGAGACCUGCUGCGUGAUUGGGAACUACUAUAGUUUGCGUUCCCAGCAUGAGAAAGCAGCACUUUACUUCCAGAGAGCAUUGAAGCUGAAUCCUCGAUAUCUUGGAGCAUGGACCCUCAUGGGACAUGAAUAUAUGGAAAUGAAAAACACGUCAGCAGCUAUUCAAGCAUAUAGACAUGCCAUAGAAGUGAAUAAAAGAGACUACAGAGCAUGGUAUGGACUGGGGCAAACAUAUGAGAUCCUCAAGAUGCCAUUUUACUGUCUUUAUUACUAUCGACGAGCUCAUCAGCUCAGACCCAAUGAUUCCCGUAUGCUGGUAGCUCUUGGUGAAUGUUAUGAGAAAUUAAAUCAGCUAGUAGAAGCCAAAAAGUGUUAUUGGAGAGCAUAUGCUGUAGGAGAUGUGGAAAAAAUGGCACUGGUGAAACUUGCAAAGCUACAUGAACAGUUGAAUGAAUCGGAGCAAGCUGCUCAGAGCUAUAUCAAAUACAUCCAAGAUAUCUAUUCUUGUGGGGAGAUAGUGGAGCACCUGGAAGUAAGCACCGCCUUCCGCUACCUGGCUCAAUAUUAUUUCAAGUGUAAACUCUGGGAUGAAGCUUCAGCCUGUGCCCAGAAAUGCUGUGCAUUCAAUGAUACAAGAGAAGAAGGGAAGGCCCUCUUGCGGCAAAUCUUACAGUUACGAAAUCAAGGAGAGACAUCGUCUACAGAGAUUGCCACACCUUUCUUACUUCCUCCUUCCCUAUCUGCCAACAACACUCCAACACGCCGUGUGUCACCACUGAACUUGUCUAAUAUUACACCUUAAACGUACCUUUCCCUCUAGGCUGUCCCGAAGUGUAAGCGUAAUCCAGGUGGAGCUGGAUUUUCCCUUCUAAUUCUUGCCUCUCUAGUGAGAGUUCUAUAUACAGGAGUGCCUUCCUGGGACGUCUGAAUGCUGGUAACUCAUUGUUGAGGAUAACUAUUGUACUGUGCUAUCCAAAGCUUGUAGCUCCAGAGUGUAUAGUGAAUGGCUGAAUCCCUGCUAUUCUUUCUCAAUCCUCUCUUCUUACUGGCAUGACAUCUCAGUGUAAGAAGGGACUCUUUAAGGUUUUUCCCUCUCCACUGAAAUUCAUUGGAACUGCUUCUCUGUCUCAUUUCAUGACAUCCCUUUCCAAGACAUCGCAAUGACGUGCAGGUUACCAGUGUGUCAGCUAUGUAACAUAUUAGAAGGAGAAAUGGUGCCUCACUCUUAUUUGGAGAGAUGGAAAGAAUACCCUUCAGCUAUUGGGCCGUUACACUUUUUGUUUGUGAGCAUAGCAACUAUCUUAGAUUAGGUAGUUAGUAAAAGGAGCCAGUGCAAAUAGCACGGGGACUGUCAUUUGUUGUAGCACAUGUAAGGCAUGCAUGAAAAAGCUAGUAAUUCAUAUCCCACUGUUAAUUCCAUUUCUAAGCAGCAGCUGAUGCUGUUGUGAGGCCUGGUAACAGUGAAGUGAUGGGGCUACUGUAGGUGUUCAUCAAGCCAGAGUGCAGUCAUUGCUUUUGCAUUUAACUGACUAUAGGAAUAUUUCCCAUUAUUUUUUGAGAGGCAAAACACAACUCAUUUUUGUUGCUGUUGAACAAGACAGAACUGUUCAUUAAAAGCAACUCUGAUCAACUCUUUGAACUAGGAACUGCUGUGUUGUAAAAUAGUUUUGUAUCGGGGAUGCAGUUGCAAUGUUGGAUAUGAUCUUAGGACUUAAAUAAUGGUUUUGAUCAAUUCUCAGUGUGACAGAAUAAUAGAAAAAAUAGCAGGGGUUAAGAAUAACAAUAAUAUACCUUGCUUAAGCCAAUAAUGGGAGAAUUCAGGAUGCAGAACAAGUUGAAAAGGUAAUAUCAAACAAGCUUAAAUUCUUUUUUAUUAAAUUGUCUUUAUUAUAUAGCUCCUUGGUAUUUGUUUUAGUCAAACACAGAACUAUGGCUUCUUUUGUGCAGCUGAGCUAUUUGGGCUAUAGUUCUCACACAGUUACUGAUUUUUAUCUUUCUUGAAGAUGCUUUCAGGAAGGGUUUAAAACAAAGGUCCCCUGUUCUAUCAUCGCAACAAUCCUGUGAGAUAGGGUAGGCUAAGACUAAUUAAUGAUCAAUGAGCUGCAUAUUUGAGAAAGAUCUUUGUGGUCGAAGUCAACACUCAAGGCCAGUCCUACCAUUUGGCAGUGAGGGCGCUGAUUGUAGGUGUCAUGAAAGGACUGUAAAUAGUAAAUUUAUUUUAUUGUAUUUUACUCCCACAGAAAACACUGGUGGGUUUACCAGCUCAUUGGGUUACUGUAGCCAUGACUUGGCAGGAGAGUACCAUUUGCUGUUCUGUUUCAGACAGCAAAAUGUCUUGGGCAACCCUGUCAACCCUCUAACUUGGCUUUAUGUGCUAGGCUGACUUAUUGAAAGCCAAUUACAAUGGAAGCUAAAACAUAAGAAAAUUAAUGAGGUGAUCAUCAGUACUAUAUAUCUGUAAGAUUUUGAUGUAAAACUCAAUGUAAUUGUAAAUAUGGCUAUAUCCCAGUUUGUAUGAUGCUUGUAAUAUUUGUUUUAAGCAAAAACCAACCACCUUUUGAGAAUAAGGAUUCUGUCUCUGUUUAGAAUCUUGUGUAAGUUGCAAAAAUAGUAAACAAGGGGUUUUAGGUAAAUCAUAUAUGGUUGUAAUUAUUGGCCCUCCAGAACUGUGCCCCCUCCAAAGAGUUAACUCCUUAGCAUAAUUUGCUCUACUGCAUGCUCUGUUAUUAGUAUGGUUAACAGUCUACACCUUGUUUUGUAGAUUAAACAGAAAAAUUACAGUAUUUUACCACCUUUCAGCAUCAGUCUAAACCAGGCAGUUGUCAGAAUAGAUAUCUGGAUACUUGAUGGGGGUAGAGCAGCAGUGGGGAAACUGGCUUUCCCUGCACCGUUGGACUCCCAACAGCUGUUGUGCCUGAUGGCAGUCAAGGCCAACAAGUUUUCCAGCUCUAGUGUAGAGGUAUAGUUAUGAUUUACCUAAACCCCCUUGUUUACUAUUUUUCCAACUUACACAAGAUUCUAAACAGAGACAAGUCCAACAGGUUUCCUAUCUCUAGUGUAGAGGUAUAGCUAUGAUUUUAAACACGCUACAACCUUCAUUUAGGGUUUGGAAGAGGUAGAAAGAAAUCCUACUUCUGGCUUCCUGCAGAAACUGGAAUUAUUCAUAGUGGCAACCAGACACUUUUGCUUUAUAAAAAACCAUUUAGAACUUCAGUUUCAGUCAGUGGAACUUUGUCAGGGUUGCAUUUGCAGUUUGUAACAGAUGUAAUUUUCAACGUUGCUCCCUGUUAAUUGUCUUAAGUCGGGGACUCAAAUACAGCAGCUUAGCAGUUGCUCUGGUUGGCACUAAGGUAAUGGAGAGGGUAUGCAAAACUAAGCAGGUACUAUUUGCUUUUUGUGGAACUGCCUGCUGUGGGGAAAACCUUUGGAAUUUGGAACAAAUAGCCCACUGUGUCAGGGAUCAUGUCAGGAUAAAGGUACUCUGUAUGAUGGUUAAGUACUAAAGGCACAGUUCAAUUUUUGGCAGAAGUACCUCUUGGCCCGUUCUGUCAACUAUGAGUAGGAUCUUGUAGUCUGCUACAUGCUACAGGAGAUAUGUUCUAUCUGAAGAGAUGAUACCAAUUAUCUUCCCCCACUUAGGAAGAAAAUUGCACCCACCUACUGGUCUGAACUGCACAGUUAAGUAUUUCCAUUACAUUUCCCAGAUGGCUAGUGUCUGAAGAUAAAGAUGCUGUCUGCUGA
Molecule: messenger RNA, 4819 nt
Organism: Rhineura floridana
Lineage: Eukaryota; Metazoa; Chordata; Lepidosauria; Squamata; Rhineuridae
Gene: CDC23
Product: cell division cycle 23
Exons: 16
Coding region: 108-1880 (590 amino acids)
Biological process (GO): cell division
Cellular component (GO): anaphase-promoting complex
Molecular function (GO): protein binding
Source: RefSeq, a predicted model, not a curated record